AUGCAGGCAGAACUGACAAGGUUUAAAACAAUGCAGCUGAAAGCCAUGAAGGAUGCAGAGAAGUACAAGGAAGAGAGGGACAAAGUCCUCAAUGAAAUGGAUAGGCUGAAAUCAGAGCUGGAACUUGCCAAAUCCCAACUGAAAUGCAUGUCCAGAGUGUCUAGUGAGAAAAUGGAAGCUUUAGGACAGGUACAAAAAUGCACAGCGAGUGAAGAGCAUCUUUCUCCUGAGCUGCAAGAAUGGCCAAUGUAUUCACCAAAACAUGGUUCACAUUCACGGCCUUCUAGCAUAAGACUUGUAGGUUCUUCCAUCAACUUACAAUAUAGGAGAGAAGGAAUAAAAAUACCAUGCACGCCAAAGUACCCAAAGACUGGCUCCAGUAAGGGGAAAUACCGGUAUAUAUAUUUAUAUUAUUUCUUUCUUGGGAAUUACUGCAUGAAUGGAGAGUUCUGUGUUCUAGCUAGUAGACUUUCGUCCAUGUUUAGAGCAGGGCACCCUUCCUCCUGUGGGGGGCAUGGGCACCACAACAUAGCUCUUUUGCAGAAGAAAAACAAUAAUGGGAUGAGAAAAGCCUCCUUCCCGAAGCACCAGGUAAAACACCCAUGCCCUUAA
Messenger RNA from Zootoca vivipara (common lizard), 612 nucleotides. The record is from RefSeq and is a predicted model, not a curated record. Lineage: Eukaryota; Metazoa; Chordata; Lepidosauria; Squamata; Lacertidae.